AUGCAUACAAGCACACUUACAUACAAACAAACAAACAGACGUAGAUGCGUGCGGACGGACAGGAAGGAAUGCGAAAAAUGUAGAAGCGACUUCCGGACAGGUCUGCUUGAAUGGGGCCGUGCAGGGGAAUCGGACAGACAGUUUCACAAGACGCCACCGCCGCUGCCACAAUCUGGGCUCGGAGCCGAACAUACAUUUCUCCGAUGGCGAGAAUGUUGCCAAGAGAUGCCUGUUUGUGCAUGUCAUGCGGCUGGUCGGCACGACUGCCCGCACUCGCGACGGAUGCCUGUGUCUGUGUACGACGCCUCGCAGCACCACCGACGGACGGGCUCCGCGGCAUGCGUCGCGGAAGAGGGUCUGGACGCGCCUUCACGUUCGCGUUCUCGCGAAUGCCAACACCCCCUCGGAGCCUGGGGCCAGGUGGGGCGUGGCGGCUGGGCAGGAAGGAGGCUCUUCGCAACGGCUAUUGGGUGUGCCCCGCAAAUCCCAGGCCACCUCGGCACUAUGGCGAUAAUCGGUGAGGGCGGAAAUCACAUAAUAUCGGCGGCUCGAGCCAAGGUUGCCGCAUCACUUGACACGGAGGCAACAUCCAUCGUCAUGACAACAAGUCGCCGGGAUAGACGAGGCAACUGGAAUCGG
Molecule: messenger RNA, 639 nt
Organism: Protopolystoma xenopodis
Lineage: Eukaryota; Metazoa; Platyhelminthes; Monogenea; Polystomatidea; Polystomatidae
Source: the annotation of a GenBank genome assembly